Messenger RNA from Melampsora larici-populina 98AG31, 957 nucleotides. RefSeq lists its product as uncharacterized. Gene Ontology annotation, molecular function: acetyl-CoA hydrolase activity; coenzyme A diphosphatase activity. NCBI's taxonomy places the organism in Eukaryota, Fungi, Basidiomycota, Pucciniomycetes, Pucciniales, Melampsoraceae. Gene Ontology annotation, biological process: coenzyme A catabolic process. The transcript has 5 exons. The record is from RefSeq and is a predicted model, not a curated record. Bases 1 to 957 code for a protein of 318 amino acids.
AUGCCUAUUCCAACUGAGCUCAUGAAUCUCUCGAAUAACUCAAUCGCUGCUUUACAACGUUUGGUCAAUUAUCAAACUCCACCGGAUACAUUUCCUAUGAAGCGUAGAGCGGCAGUGAUGGUCGGCUUAUUUGCUAGCCGAAAUGGUCAUCUAAACGUUCUUUUGACAAAACGAAGUCCAACCAUGCGUACUUAUGCUGGUCAAACAGCUCUUCCUGGUGGAAAGAUGGAGAUUGACGAUGUGGACCUUGAGCAUACGGCUCGUCGUGAAGCUUAUGAGGAGUGUGGCCUAACGCGAAAUUCUAAAAAAGUCCGCAGGUUGGCAAUGUUGACGCCCUUCUUAAGCAGAGGUUAUUUGAUCGUCACACCUGUGGUGUGUUUUAUCACAGAUCAGACAUUGAUGCCUCGUUUGAAUUCCCGAGAGGUCGACGUGCUCUUUUCACAUCGCUUGGAACAAUUUCUAGGUCAUCAAGAUCUCUCUGAGCCUGAUGCCCCGUCUGCCACUACCAUCCCGAUGGAGACCCCCUCCGAAUCGUCCGCCUUUCCUCGCUCUUCCGUCAUGGAGCACCCAUACUUGAGAUCAUAUGAGAAUCAUUGGUUUUCACAACGAAUACCAUGCCGUUACUUUGAAUUUGAAAGUAAAGUAUCACCCAUCGUUGGUUUUACAGCAAAUAUCUUAAUAGAAACAGCUCAAAUUGCAUAUGGUCGAGAACCUAAUUUCGAAAGAUACGCCAAAGGACAAUGGACAAUGAAAGAUUUAAUUGAAUUAGCACUUGAGGAAGCAAGUGAAUUUAAAAAUGAUGAUCAAGCUAAAACGGUUGAUCAUCAUAAUUUAUUAGAGGAUAGAAAAGAUGAUGAUGAGUUAGGUUCUGGGUUGUUUUCUAAAUUGGAUGUUUCUUAUUACUUUGAAAAUCUGUAUAAGAAACUCUCUCAAUUAUAUCCUAGGUCUAAAUUGUAA